Schistocerca nitens (vagrant locust) is the source of this 3164-nucleotide messenger RNA. Its product is annotated as transmembrane protease serine 9-like. The transcript is spliced from 7 exons. Gene Ontology annotation, biological process: proteolysis. The record is from RefSeq and is a predicted model, not a curated record. The coding region runs from base 1 to 1911 and encodes 636 amino acids. Gene Ontology annotation, molecular function: serine-type endopeptidase activity. Lineage: Eukaryota; Metazoa; Arthropoda; Insecta; Orthoptera; Acrididae.
AUGCUUCAAAGUCAAUAUGAAGUGCUAACAUUCCGCUAUUUCAACGGGAAACCCGAAAGUUCUGUUUUGGGUUUUGCUAAUUUCAAGAUCAUAAGCAAGGUCAUCGUGUUAUUCCUGUUUUGGAUACACAAUCCUCUUUUCCUUUGUCACUGUCCUUUACUUGGACCUUAUCCACACAUCGCGGGAGAACCCGGAUGCCGCAUUCUGAAGUAUUCGAUAGGACAGAAGGAGAGUGAUAAGCCUGCUCGCUAUAAGUACGCUGAGGAGCCAGGGGCAAUCAGAGCCGCGAGAGAGAUGUCCAAGUCCGCCGCCGUCCUCUGCCUGCUGGUCGCUGCCUGCAGCGCCGCGCCCUCCACCAGGCACCGUAGGCUCACACCUGUCCUCGACGGCCGCAUCGUGGGCGGUGAGCCGGUGGACAUCUCGCAGUUCCCCUGGCAGGUCUCGCUGCAGGUUUACGAAUCUCAUCAUUGCGGUGGCUCCAUCAUCAGCUCCACGUGGGUCCUGUCGGCAGCGCACUGCCUCAACCGUUUAUACGCAAGCAUGCUGUCCGUGCGAGUUGGUACCUCAACUCGCGGAAGCGGCGGAUCCGUCUAUGACGUUGCCACCAUGAUUGCACACGAAUAUCACUGGCCCACCACACAAGACUACGACUUUGCACUCCUUGAGCUUUCCGGAUCAAUCUCGUUUGAAAACAACGUCCAGGUGGUCAGCCUCGGCAACUCGGAGCUCGCUGCAGGCACAGCAGUGACCAUUACGGGUUGGGGCGACCUCUCCUAUGGGGGAAACCACACGGAACAGCUACUGGCGGUCACCACGCACAUCGUUGAGCGGAGUGAGUGUAACGCGGCGUACGGCGGGAGGAUCACGGAGCGCAUGAUCUGCGCCGGCGAAAAGGAGGGCGGCAAGGACUCGUGCCAGGGCGACAGCGGCGGACCCCUGGUGGUGGGAUCCACACAGUAUGGAGUUGUCUCUUGGGGCACAGGAUGUGCAUAUCCCGGCUACCCAGAUUUAAUGGAUGACAGAUUAAGGGGCAAGGUCGGCGCACUUGUGCGAAAGUGGCUUUCCCUCGUGUGCAGAGCAGAUAGUGGAACAGAUAUAAGCUCCGCCAGAACUGAUGCGGGAGCCAGCAACAUGCCGAAGGCCGCGAUAGUCGUCGUCGCACUCUGCCUAUCUGCCGCGCUGGCAGCGCCGCCCUCCUUUUCCGCCCCUAGGAGAAGCGUGGGCGGCGGUCAGGGGCGCAUCGUAGGCGGCCACGACGUCGACAUCUCUGAGUACCCAUGGCAGGUGUCGGUGCGCUACUCAUGGUGGCACAACUGCGGUGGCUCCGUCAUCAGUGAUACCUGGGUGCUGACCGCGGCGCACUGCCUCGACGGAUUUCCGCUGUUCGGCCUGUCGGUGCGCGCCGGGUCCUCGACGAGGGGCAGUGGCGGUACUAUCUACAAGGCGGCCGCUAAGCACUUCCACUCCAGCUUCAGCUGGGUCACCAUAGACUACGACAUCGGCCUCAUGCAGACCAAGGAUACGAUUGAGUUUGGUACCAAUGUCCAGCCGGUGGCGCUGGCGACGUCGGAGCCGCUGGUCGGCAGCCAGGUGGACGUGACAGGUUGGGGCGCCCUCAAGGAGGACGGGCUGAGCGCGUGGCAGCUGCAGGCCGUCACCACCACCAUCGUGUCACGCGAGGACUGCAACGCCGCCUACACCACGGAGAUCACGGAGCGCAUGAUCUGCGCCGGCGAGCCCGAGGGCGGCAAGGACGCGUGCCAGGGCGACAGCGGCGGGCCCCUGGUGGCCGGCAACACGCAGUACGGCAUCGUCUCCUUUGGUUCCGGGUGCGCCGACGCUCGCUACCCUGGCGUCUACUCCAACGUUGCCUACCUGCGCUCCUGGAUAACCGAGACCAGUGGCGUUUAGCACGGCACGCUGGAGCUGUUGUAACAAUCUGUGUGUUUCUAUGUAGAUAAAACUGUCUGCACCUAUUUACGUUCCCGUCGCUAAGCGGUUCCAUAUUUCAGCACAGAUAAUCGAAGGUUUUCAUGAAUCCCUGGAGACACAGAACUAAGGUACAGCGUUGAUUAUCACAGCUAACUGAAGACGGGGUGGAGGGCGGGGAGUUCGAUUAACUGUUUUUUUGUGCAAGAGUCAUUUACGAAAAUAUAUUGUACAAGUAUUAAUAUGAAUACCAAAGAAAAAAAUUAAUUAAACACAUGAGUGUACAUACACACUUCUCCAGAAUUCUACCUUCAUGUUCACUGAAGGAUCAACAACUGUGUCCAAUUUUAUUACUUCCUUAUAUUUCUGUAUCAGCUGCACUGAAAAUCUGGAUGAAUGGAAUAUUUACGUUCAUCAUCGAACAAUUACCAGGGUGAUUCCGAAAUUACUAACGAAAUAAUAAUUGCACGUUUAAAGGGAUAUGCAACUAUUCAACUUUGAAGUUCCGUGCCUAUUAAAUCCAUAACUUAAAAAGUGCAAAUGAUAUUUAAUUAAAAACUUCAGAAUCACAAGCUGUAACGUUUGGAUCUAGUCAUCGUUGACGCAAAUUAUUUUUUGUGCGAGUGAGGCAGAAAACUAAUGAAAUAACGUUACGUAUAUUUUGUGUCACAUAUUUUACAUAUGAACCAGAAAUCUGACCAUAUAUACGAGAUUGGAAAGUUACAAAUGAUCUUUAAACCUGUUUAAAUCUCUUAAUGCCAGAUUUUUUUUGUUUCAGUAAGUACCAAUGGGGUCAUAAAGUCCCUAAAUAAUUUAAACGGAGUACAUCAUCUAUUUUAUUGAACUAACAUGAAAACAACAUUACAGCUGUUCAAUACAACAAUCAUAAUUCUAGAAUGAGAUAUUCACUCUGCAGCGGAGUGUGCGCUGAUAUGAAAUCUCCUGGCAGAUUAAAACUGUGCGCCCGACCGAGACGGAGACAUACUGGCAGAAGUAAAGCUGUGAGGACCGGUCGUGAAUCGUGCUUCGGUAGCUCAGAUGGUAGAGCACUUGCCCGCGAAAGGCAAAGGUCCCGAGUUCGAAUCUCGGUCGGGCACACAGUUUUAAUCUGCCAGGAAGUUUCAAUCAUAAUUCUGUUUUCAUAAAUGUUACAUUAAAGAAAGAAACAAACAUUUUAAAUAGCGGUCUUAUGGCUCCAGUGCUAGUGCAGAAGCCUUUGAAUAAAUUUUUGUUCG